Molecule: messenger RNA, 2861 nt
Organism: Phragmites australis (common reed)
Lineage: Eukaryota; Viridiplantae; Streptophyta; Magnoliopsida; Poales; Poaceae
Product: protein INVOLVED IN DE NOVO 2-like
Exons: 8
Coding region: 534-2426 (630 amino acids)
Biological process (GO): gene silencing by siRNA-directed DNA methylation
Source: RefSeq, a predicted model, not a curated record
UCCCCGCGGCUGCGCAGUACAAGUGCCAUGGCCCUACUGUGCAGUGCGUGAGGUUUAAGGGUGAGGUAGAGAGAGGGACUGAGGGAGAGGGAGAGGGAGAGAGCGUGAAGAAUCCCCUUUUCACUAUGUCUUCUUCCCCGCGACUGCCGUAGAUCCCGACGAGCUUCUGCGAUUCUGGCCGCUGGAGCGGGGUCGUCACACUUCAGCACCAGCACGGCAUUGGAUUGGCAUCCUAGGCGUUUUCCUCCUCCUCCCCCACCUCCAACUGCUCUCUUUAGCACGUCUUCUCUCCUAGGCGUCAUCCUCCUCCCCUCUACUGCAUUGGCGUGGUGUGGAGUGGAGAGCCGCACGCACUUGGAUUCAUUUCCCUUGUUGGUAAGGGAGGAAUCUUGUGACAUUGAGCAGUUGCUUGCUUCUUGUCUAAAUGGUUAGAGCAUGGUGUGCCUGAAAACUCAAAAACUUAAAGUGUUGUGUUUCUUUGCCCUGCCAGUUGUAGACUAACAAGUUAUCAAUAUUUCCUUUUCUUUUUGAAAAUGGAUCAUAGUUCCGAUGAGGAUACAGAAAUCAGUGAUUCUGAGAUCGACGAGUAUGAAGGCAAAAUUUAUGCAAGCCUGAUGUCCGGAGAUUUAAAGGUCAAGAAGAAUGGAGAGAGUUACAGUUGUCCAUUCUGUUCCAGCAAGAAAACGAAUAAUUAUAGUAAAAAUAGUCUACUUCAGCAUGCCUCAGGAGUAGGUGCAGCACCUAAUCGGCAGGCAAAAGAAAAGGCAACCCAUCGUGCUCUUGUCAAACAUUUGAAGAACGAUCUUGCUAAAUCACCUGUGUCACAGUCACAGAUAAUUUCUGUGGAGCCACAACCUCUUCAGAACAGAGAUGAGAAGUUUGUGUGGCCCUGGAUGGGCAUUCUAGUUAAUGUGCCUACUGAGUGGAAGGAUGGACGCCAAGUGGGAGAAAGUGGAAAUCGUUUGAAGGAGCAACUAUCACACUUUUGCCCACUAAAGGUCAUUCCUUUAUGGAAUUUUAGAGGUCAUACAGGGAAUGCUAUUGUUGAGUUUGGAAAGGACUGGAAUGGUUUCAGAAAUGCACGUACCUUUGAAAGUCACUUCGCGGCAGGAGGAUAUGGUAAAAAGGACUGGACGGAAAGAACGAAUCAAGGAUCAGAGCUUUAUGGAUGGGUUGCCCGGGAUGAAGAUUACAAUUCUUCAGGGCUAAUAGGGGACUACUUGAGAAAAAAUGGUGACUUGAAAUUUGUCAAUGAUCUUGCAAACGAAGGAGCACGUAAAACUGACAAACUUGUGGCUAAUUUAGCUAACCAAAUUGAGGUAAAGAAUAGGUACUUACAGGAGCUUGAAUGCAAAUACAGUGAGACAACUUCAUCACUUGAGAAGAUGAUGGGGCAAAGGGAACAACUUCUCCAGUCAUAUAAUGAAGAAAUUCGCAAGAUGCAGCAGCUAGCUCGCAGACAUUCUCAGAAGAUCAUUGAUGAGAAUCAAAAGCUGCGUUCAGAACUUGAGACCAAAAUGAAUGAACUUGAUGUGAGAUCCAAGCAGCUUGAUGAGCUUGCAGCAAAAAGUGAUUAUGACAGAAGGAACCUUGAACAGGAGAAGCAGAAGAAUGCAAUCAAAUCAAGACAUCUUAAACUGGCAACAUUGGAACAACAGAAAGUUGAUGACAAUGUGCUGAAGCUUGUGGAAGAACAAAAGAGAGAGAAACAAGCUGCUUUAAACAAGAUUCUGAAAUUAGAACAGCAAUUGGACGCAAAACAAAAGCUUGAAUUAGAAAUACAGCAGCUGAAGGGAAAAUUGAAAAUUAUGGAGCAUAUGCCAGGUGAUGAAGAUUCAACAUCAAAGAACAAAAUUAAUGAGCUGAGUGAGGAGCUGCAAGAAAAGAUAGAUGAACUGGAUGCAAUGGAGUCAUUUAACCAAACUCUGGUUAUCAAAGAAAGCAAAAGCAAUAUAGAACUGCAAGAAGCUCGAAAAGAGCUCGAAAAUGGCUUGCUUGAUCUUUCAGGUGGGCGAGCACAUAUUGGGAUCAAGAGAAUGGGGGAGCUUGAUCUGAAAACAUUUUCAAAGGCUUGCAGAAAGAAGAGUUCAGAAGAAGAUGCAGAAGUUACUGCUGCCUUUCUUUGUUCAAAGUGGGAAGCUGAAAUAAAAAAUCCUGAUUGGCACCCUUUCAGGGUGGUCAUGGCUGAUGGGAAGGAGAUGGAAAUACUUGAGGAUGAUGCAAAGCUUGGAGGAUUAAAAGACGAACAUGGCGAAGAAAUAUAUGCAUUGGUGACAAAGGCACUCUGUGAAAUUAAUGAGUACAAAUCUAGUUGUAGUUAUCCUGUGGGAGAGCUGUGGAACUUUAAAGAAGACCGAAAGGUGACUCUGAAGGAAGCUGUCCAGUUCGUCCUGAAACAGUGGCGGACAAAUAGGAGGAAGCGCUGAGUCCAAUUGUCCACUGCUAUUUAGCGGUGUUUGCUUUCCAUCUAAGUUGAACACCAUGGUACUUGAGCACGAGCGCAUUUGAAAACUGUAGUAUUUCUACAUAAUGAGGCGCUAGACCAUGACUAUCUGUUCCUUGUUGGACAUAAGUUGAUACUCCUAUUGCCGUAUCAGCAUCAGUGAACCCUGAACUUUAUUCCACCUGUGUAAGUAGUUUUGUUCUCGAACCGUGUUAUUAGUAUCUAGCAUGCUCUCUUUGUACCGGAGAACGAGAGCCAUGAUUUGUAGGUAUGCAAUGGCAGUGCAGACGCAUAAUAAAGCAUGCUUUGGGCUCUGGUUGUGCUACUGCCUAGGCCUACUGGCCUUUUUUCUUGAUAUGGUUCGCAUUGUGUUUUUAUACAAUAUUCUUCGCAUUAUAGAUUGAUGCUUGAUCCUUCA